AUGGCUGCAAUGUUUCUUCUGGGUUUUCUGAUGGCUGUCCUUGAAAUUGCAGGUGCACAUGAAUCAAUAGGCAUUUGCUACGGAACGUUAGGCAACGACCUGGCACCGGCGGCAGAAGUGAUCCAACUCUACAAAACCAUAAACAUCACAAAAAUGAGGCUUUACAACCCCAACGCCGCCGCAUUGCAAGCGCUGAGAGGCUCCAACAUACAACUCACAUUAGGAGUGCCAAACGAAGACCUCAUGCGCCUCGCCUCCGACCGCUCCGCCGCAUACCAAUGGGUGCAAGAAAACGUCCGGAGUUACUGGCCGGAGGUGCGGUUCCGCUACAUCGCCGUCGGCAACGAGAUCAGCCCCGUGAAGCGCGACACGGCUUCCGUCGCCGACUACGUCCUCCCGGCGAUCAGAAACAUCCACGCCGCCGUUUCCUCUGCGGGUUUACAAAACGACAUCAAGGUUUCCACCUCCAUAGACAUGACACUGUUGAGCCACUCCUUCCCGCCGUCCGAGGGCCGUUUCAGCGACGAUUUGGGGUCCUAUGUUAAGCCCAUCGUGGAGUUUCUCGCGAACACCAACUCGCCGUUGCUGGUUAACAUAUACCCUUACUUCACCCAUACCCAAAACCCGGCCGACGUUUCUCUUCCCUACGCUUUAUUUACUUCGCCGGCCGUGGAAGUUUGGGACGGCGAGUUUGGGUACCGGAACCUCUUUGAUGCUAUGCUGGAUGCCACAUACGCGGCCGUGUCGCGGGCGGGAGGGGCAAAUGUGGAAAUCGUGGUGUCGGAGAGUGGGUGGCCGUCGGCCGGUGGGUUAGCCGCCACGCCGGAGAAUGCUUUCACUUAUACCAAGAAUUUAAUCCGGCAUGUCAAAGGUGGUACUCCUAGGAGGCCUAACAAGGCUAUUGAGGUCUACUUGUUUGCCAUGUUUGAUGAAAAUAGUAAGCCUGGACCAGAGCUCGAGAGACAUUUUGGUCUGUUUUCUCCCAACAAGCAGGCCAAAUAUCCACUCGAUUUUAGCGCUUGA
Molecule: messenger RNA, 1023 nt
Organism: Ipomoea triloba (trilobed morning glory)
Lineage: Eukaryota; Viridiplantae; Streptophyta; Magnoliopsida; Solanales; Convolvulaceae
Product: lichenase-like
Exons: 2
Coding region: 1-1023 (340 amino acids)
Biological process (GO): carbohydrate metabolic process
Cellular component (GO): plasma membrane
Molecular function (GO): hydrolase activity, hydrolyzing O-glycosyl compounds
Source: RefSeq, a predicted model, not a curated record